AUGGCUCUGUCUUUAUUGGAGGAAGAACCACGCCAGCUUACCUCCGCAGAGAGCAUAGCAAUCACGGAAUCUAACCAACUCACCUCCCCUCUCCUCCGCCUUCCUGCCGAGCUGCGCAACAAGAUUUACGAGUACGCCUGCAUCGACACAAUCAUCCGCUCUACCAACAUCAUGAGCUUUCAACCAUAUCGACAUAAAACGCCAGUCUCUGAACGCAAGCCACUGGCCAUCAUCUCUACAUGCAAGCAGAUGCGCCACGAAGCGUCAGGGACCCUCUACAGCCACGCGGCCUUCGACUUGGUAGGCCUAGGACUGUCAGCAGAGACACUUCCAUGUGUGCAUCAUCGUAUCACAUCCAUUGUGAUUACCGAAUCUCAAUUGCUAAAAGACUCUUCUGCUUUCCUGUGCGAACUCAAGUGCAUCCGCCUCAUAUCAUGGCGUGGGGGGGACGACAAACCAGGACUUUUAGUUACACGAAAGUUGCGAAAACUGCAUGGGAAAGACUUGCGUAUUGAGCGUGAGAAGUUCGAAUUCAAAGACUAUAUGUUUCUAUUCUGUGGUAAAGAAGCAGACAACGUUCAGUAG
This is a messenger RNA of Pyrenophora tritici-repentis Pt-1C-BFP, 585 nucleotides long. RefSeq lists its product as uncharacterized. NCBI's taxonomy places the organism in Eukaryota, Fungi, Ascomycota, Dothideomycetes, Pleosporales, Pleosporaceae. The record is from RefSeq and is a predicted model, not a curated record.